This is a messenger RNA of Felis catus (domestic cat), 3513 nucleotides long. It is a transcript of the gene APOA4, whose product is annotated as apolipoprotein A4. NCBI's taxonomy places the organism in Eukaryota, Metazoa, Chordata, Mammalia, Carnivora, Felidae. Gene Ontology annotation, biological process: positive regulation of lipid biosynthetic process; very-low-density lipoprotein particle remodeling; reverse cholesterol transport. The record is from RefSeq and is a predicted model, not a curated record. The coding region runs from base 2208 to 3356 and encodes 382 amino acids. Gene Ontology annotation, cellular component: blood microparticle; extracellular region; high-density lipoprotein particle. Gene Ontology annotation, molecular function: phospholipid binding; cholesterol binding; phosphatidylcholine-sterol O-acyltransferase activator activity. The transcript is spliced from 4 exons.
GCCGCGGUGACCACACUGCUCUCCUGCCACCCUGCAGCCCAGAGGGGCUCAGGGACUAGGCAUACCCCAUUUCCACCAAGCGGCCUGGCUCCCCAGGGAGAGGUAGGGGAAAGGCAUUAGGGGAGAAGCCAGGGGUCUCUGGGCCACCGCAGCCCUUCACACAUGCCUUUCAGGUCCCUCCCCGCACCCCGCCCCCUGGGCCCUGGAAACAGCCUGGAAGGGGUGGGGGCUGGAUUGAGAAGGUGAUGGGCUUCUUCAGGCUUGAGAACAACUCAGUAUUGGGGUGGGGUGUCGGGAGUGAAGUCACCGAAGACCUAUGGGCAGAGGCUUGUGUGGGGAGGGGAGACACAGUUGACUCCACACAGCCCCCUCCCCUGCAUCGAUGUCUCUUCUCCAGGAGCCUCUCCAGCUGAGCCCAGGGCAGGGGGUGGUGGGAGAACAGCACAGACUGCUCUGAGCCCAAGGCCUUUCCCCCCUCCUCCUCCCCUUGCCCUCUGGACCCACUGAUAACAUUUCCUGGGGCAGGAGCUGGGGUUCCAGGCUUGGGCCUUCCCCAGACAGCGACAACUGGGACUGAUUGCCAGCGCUGAGCCCCUCUCACCUCGGGCCUUGGUUUCCUCAGCUUUGAAAUGGCAGCCCUCAGAGCCCCCUGGCUGGGAGGGGAGCUGGAACGAACCGAGGUUGUGGUGAGGCCAGUCCGGUGGGGAGAGGGGACAGAGGAGCUCUGCAGGGGCUGUCCAGGAGAGGACUCGGGCUUACCUUCCUCAGGGUAAGGUGGCCCUGGGCCCGCAACAGGAGCCAUAACCUGGAUAGCAGGAUCAGGGAGGCUAACAAGACUUUGAAGCCAAGAAAUCCCAGGUUCAAACGAUGCCUGUGACUCUUAAGUCAUAUGACCCAGGAACAAAGACCUAAUACCUCAGAGCCUCGAUUUGCUCCUCUUGUAAAAGGGGAGAGAGUGCUGAUAUGCCAAGAGUUGUGGUACAAAGUAAAUGAGGCAUGUACAAAGCAACUGGUUCAUGGAACAGGCUCGGUAAAUCUCUUUCUUCCUCCCAAACACCUUGUCUAUCCCUAGACAGCAUAGUCUGAAGGCAGGAGGAAAUAGGGCUUUUGAAAGCAGGCAGCCAUCUUCUCAGAAAGAAGCAACUAACUCCAUGGUGUGAAAUCCGAGGCCUGAGAAAGAGGCCUGGCUCCACCCUCAGAAUUCUUUGUUUGCUAAGACUUGACCUUUCUCCAUUAGAAGUUCAUUCCUUUGACUUAGAUCUUGUAUUCUGUUAAAAUGCAAAUAGAUUUCUACGAAGUAGAUAUUAACGAUCCCAUUUGGUAGAUGAGAGACCUAAGGCUCAAAGGGGUAGAGAUGUCCCCGAGUACAUACAGCACAUCACUGGCAGAGCUGGAAACCAGAAUCCAGGUCUUCAAAUACCAAUACUGGUGCUAGGCAGCUUGGAGUGAUGAGACCCUUGGAGAUUUAUCAUUCACUCAGACCUUAGAGUAAAUCAGUUUCAGAUCUCUUCCUGAGCACAGAUUUUUGGUGAUGGGGUGGGGAGGAAAGGAAGCUGAUCGGGUCGCUGAAGGAUCUGCGCACCGGGGAGGGUAGAGAGCAACUUGUGCCCGUGUCACUCUUCUGUUCUGGCCUGUCCCUCGGCCCCAGAGGUGAAGGCCACAGUGGGAAUCCAGGUUCCAGGCUGGGUCAGAGUAUAAAGUCCUCGGUCCCUGGGCCUGCUAGAAUGGGCUGGCUGGAUCCCUUGGCCCUGGACCCUCCAACUCUCUUUCCCUGUGUGUAGAGGGUCUGGAGGAACCUGUCCUCUCUCUCACAUGUAGCAAUGGGCCCCCUGAGGCCAGGGAGGUCAGAAGAUGGGGGCAGAGAGACCCAGCAGGGUCGUGCUGAGCUGGGCAGAGAACCCAGGUGUGUGGGCCCAUGCAGCAGGGGUGUGGCAUGCCAUGAGUCCUGGGACUUUUCCUCUUUCAAAGGGCUUGGCACAAUUGAGUGCCCCUCCUGACAGCUCUGGCUUGGGUCUCAGUAGGGCUAUCUUGGGAGGGGCCCUCUCGGGGGCCAGCCUAAGCUGCCUCUCUCUCCUUUCUCUCUCUCUCUCUCCAUCCCACGCUGGCUCCCCUGGGAUGAGGUGGCUGCUCUGGGCCUGGCCCGCAGACUGGCUGUAAGGAGUCACCAGUGGUGAAAGGAUCCAGUGCAGCCCGGCGAGAAGCCCAGGAUGUUCCUGAGGGCUGUGGUCCUGACCCUGGCCCUAGUGGCUGUCACCGGUGCCCGGGCUGAGGUCAGUCCCGACCAGGUGGCCACCGUGGUGUGGGACUACUUCAGUCAGCUGAGCAACAAUGCCAAGGAAGCCGUGGAACAUCUCCAGCAGUCUGAGCUCACCCAGCAGCUCAAUGCCCUCUUCCAGGACAAGCUUGGGCAAGUGAACACCUAUGCGGAUAACCUGCAGAAGAAGCUCGUGCCCUUCGCCACUGAGCUGCACGAACGCCUGACCAAAGACUCGGAGAAGCUGAAGGAGGAGAUUCGGAAGGAGCUGGAGGAGCUGCGGGCACGGCUGCUGCCCCACGCCAACGAGGUGAGCCAGAAAAUCGGGGACAAUGUGCGCGAGCUGCAGCAGCGCCUGGGGCCGUACGCGGAUGAGCUGCACACCCAGGUCAACACUCACGCCGAGCACCUGCGGCGCCACCUGACGUCCCACGCGCAGCGCAUGGAGGCCGUGCUGCGCGAGAACGUGGACAACCUGCAGUCCUCACUGACGCCCUAUGCAGAUGAGUUCAAGGCCAAGAUCGACCAGAACAUAGAAGAGCUCAAGGGGCAUCUCACGCCCUACGCCGAUGAGCUCAAGGUCAAGAUCGACCAGAACGUGGAAGAGCUGCGUCGCAGCCUGGCUCCCUACGCGCAGGACGUCCAGGAGAAGCUCAACCACCAGCUCGAGGGGCUGGCCUUCCAGAUGAAGAAGAAUGCCGAGGAGCUGAAGGCCAAGAUCACGGCCAAUGCCGACGAGCUGCGGCAGAGGCUGGCGCCGGUGGCCGAGGACGUGCGCAGCAAGCUGAGGGACAACGCCAAGGGACUGCAGGAGUCGCUGGCCCAGCUCAACAGCCACCUGGACCGGCAGGUGGAGGAGUUCCGCCGCAACCUGGGGCCCUACGGCGACACCUUCAACAGAGCCCUGGUGCAGCAGGUGGAGGAGCUCAGGCAGAAGCUGGGCCCCUACGCAGGCGGGAUGGAAGACCACCUGAGCUUCCUGGAGAAGGAUCUGAGAGACAAGGUCAACUCUUUCUUCAUCACCCUCAAGGAGAAGGAGAACCAGGACAGGCCUCUGGCCCUCCCCGAGCAGGAGCAGGCGCCAGGCCCUUUGGAGAGCUGAGCUGUCCCUGGUGCUCCCGCGCUACCAGGAACACCUGCCCUGCCCGGCCUCCGGUCUGUCUGUCUGCCCCAAGGCAGUUCUUGUACAAGCUUGAGGACACAUGUCCAGUGGAAAGAGACACUACCUCUCGCUACUCAAUAAAGCUGCUGAGAAACUA